AUGAAGGUUUUCGUAUGUUUGUUGGCGGUCUGCGCCGUGGCUAAUGCCGGAUUCUUGUUCGGAGGUGGAGGAGGAGGUGGUGGUGGCGGCGGCCAUGGCGGCGGUGGUCACGGAGGUGGUGGCGGCGGCCAUGGCGGCGGUGGCUACGGAGGUGGCCAUGGAGGCGGCGGCGGUGGCGGUCACGGAGGCGGUGGAGGUGGCGGUCAUGGUGGUGGUGGUGGCGGUGUAACAAUCUUUAGAAUUAUUUCUGAUGGAGGUUCUGGCGGUGGUGGUGGCGGCGGAGGUGGAUACGGUGGUGGUGCCGGAGGCGGCCAUGGUGGCGGCCACGGUGGUGGUGGCGGUUAUGGCGGCGGCCACGGUGGUGGUGGCGGUUAUGGCGGCGGCCACGGUGGUGGUGGCGGUGGCGGCUCAGCUGGCGGUUCGGUUCAAAUCUAUAAGAUUAUCACACUAGGAGGUGGUGGUGGCGGCGCUGGCGGUGGUGGUGGUGGCGGAUUUGGUGGUGGCGGUGAUGCUGGUGGUUGGUCAUCUGGUGGUGCCGGUGGUGGUGGCGGAGAUGCUGGUGGCUGGUCCUCCGGUGGCGGCGGUGGUGGUGGUGAUGCUGGUGGCUGGUCCUCCGGCGGCUCCGGUGGUUGCUUUUCAAUGCCCAGCUUUGACGCAGUAUUAGAUCGUAAAUUUCUCGCAAUGCUCAAACGGGUGGAAUCUUUGCUGCAACAAGGUAAUGGUCAUAAUCGAUGUUCGUUCCCCGAAUCGAUCGUACAUCUAAAACGGAGGAUAAAUGCCUUCCAUCUACAACAACGCGACAAAUUUUGUUCCUUACUUCUAGAUCUGGGGACAACCAUGUCGCUAACUACCAUGUUUUCUACUGCGGCGAAAUUUAUUGGCCUCAACUCAUCUCAUGGAGGUUAA
Stomoxys calcitrans (stable fly) is the source of this 906-nucleotide messenger RNA. RefSeq lists its product as uncharacterized. The coding region runs from base 1 to 906 and encodes 301 amino acids. NCBI's taxonomy places the organism in Eukaryota, Metazoa, Arthropoda, Insecta, Diptera, Muscidae. The transcript is spliced from 3 exons. The record is from RefSeq and is a predicted model, not a curated record.